GAAGCAUUGAGCUUACUUGGCGGCUAAGGUAAAAUAUGCUCCACUUUUAGUGAAAAUUCACAGUAUAUUAACAAAUCGUUACGUACCGAGUGGCAUUCACUUACAAGCGAAAAUGGAAAACAUUUUGCCACCAAUGAAUUUUAUUUAUUCAUAAACACUGAUGGAGAAAAGUGUAAACUUCUUGUUGAACAAGAAAGAAAAAGAUCAAUCAUCAAAUAAAACGAAUGUAAUGAAUGAAUCGUUAAGUCAGAAAGUGACUGAAACCACUUCUGACCUACUUAUUUCACUUGCAAAUGAACCUUCACUGGCUUAUUUUCAUAUUCAAGAACAUAUUAGAAAAUCAGUUCCAGAAAUCUUGAAAUACCAAGUUGAAAAUUUCUUAUAUUUUUAUUCACAAUUACGUGGUUCUUGUUAUGAUCUUGACUAUGCACUUGAUAAUGUUAGAAGUAUCUCAAAGGCUACAGUACAUUUUAACCGGAUUAAUGAGCUCUUAAAGUCGAGCUUAUUUGCUAAACUUCAGUUGGAUUAUGCACGCAUGAACGCUCCACCAGUUGAAGUAGGCAUCGAUCUCGUCUCGUGGGAUCUAAAUGAUGAAGAGCUGUUAAGUUUAAGUCAUAAAGAGCCACAAAAACGAAGACCAACUCAAUGCAACCAAGAUGUACACACUGACGUUUCUUUCCAAAACAAAUGCACAGAGAUCCCUACGAACUCACGAACAUUAAGCCACAUAUCCAACACAGUGUCGACAGCAGCUGUACAAGUACGUGACCAAGCUAUCAAUUUAACCAGGAGAGUUUUGUGGACACAAAGUGCCGAUGUGUCUUACUCUAUCAUCUCACCCAUUUUAUCUGAUUCUAAAAUUACUAACUCCUCGAGUUCAUUUGAUGAGAAACCAAAAUUUUUGGAAAUCUAGUUUAACAAACGAAUCCUAGUAAGGGAAUGAGCUCUGUAAAUGAGUAGCUGAAACUGUUUUAUAAGCAGCUACUUCUUAUAAUUACUGGCAAUGUUGCACAUUGUAUCAUACAAAUACAAUAUUCUUAUACCUA
Molecule: messenger RNA, 1046 nt
Organism: Schistosoma margrebowiei
Lineage: Eukaryota; Metazoa; Platyhelminthes; Trematoda; Strigeidida; Schistosomatidae
Source: the annotation of a GenBank genome assembly